UCAGUUUUAUCUUUUCACUCACAGCUCAUCAGUGACUUUUGUCGUCUCUGGGACUCCAUACCUCCUGUAACGGAGAAGCAGUCGCUUGAACACCUUUCCUCCUGCGAGAUGCAUUAAUCCUUUUGUAUCAGAUCACACCAUGGCUGGCCCGUGUGUUGAGUAACCAUGGUGAUACACCCACCUGCAUAAAAGUCAGUUUCCGUGCACACAUCUUCCACUGUGUGAAACUGUAGUACGGAUUUUUGCCGGCAGCAGCAACAUCAGAAACAGCAACAACCAAUGCCUCUGAACUCAUCUGAUGACAACCGGACCAGCUCUGUGUUCACCUCCAAACUGACCCCUGCUGCUGACAUAUGUGUGGGACUGGCUAUACUCUCUGUCGUUCUGCUCUCUGUUCUGGGCAAUGGGCUGGUUCUGGUGAUCUGUUACCGCAGGAGGAAGAAGAUGGUGGACACUGAGCUGCUGUGUGUCAACCUGGCCGUGGUGGACUUCCUGGGCUGCAUCUGCUUCUACCCGCUCUCCAUUCUGUCGUCCUUCCACCACGCAUGGCUGGGAGAAAACAUCACCUGUGUUUACUACGGCCUCGGCUGCUACAUCUUCGGCCUGUGUGGCAUGUUCACCAUCACCGCCAUCAGCAUCAUCCGCUACCUGAAGACAUGCUACAGCUUGGUUUAUGCUGUGUGGCUGGAAGGAGCCAACAUCCGCUUAGCGUGCUGUGCCAUCUGGCUCGUGGCUGCGGUGUGGUCCAGCUUCCCUCUGUUCGGCUGGGGCGAGUACGUCCCUGAGCCCUACGGACUUUCCUGCACCAUCGCCUGGAGGGGUUAUCACACCUCAGCGAAGGACGCCUUCUACGUCAUCUGUUCCUUCGUCUGCUUCACACUGGUUCCUGUCUUGCUUAUUGUGGUGUCCCAGUGUCAGAUCCUCUACAAGGUGUCCCGCUUCUCCUACUCACUGUGUGCAAGAGGCAUCCGCAACAACCUGCGCCACACCGAGAAACGACUCUCCAUGGUGAGCUCAGUGAUGUUUUUCUGCAUCAGCCUGGGCUUUGUGAUUGCCUGGGCCCCGUACGCUGUUGUGUCCUUCCUCUUCAUUUUCCAUAACGAGAACUGGUACAUGGCUCCUGAGGGCUUUGUUUUCCCGGCUCUAUUUGCCAAAAGCUCCCAUGUCUACAACCCGUUCAUCUACUUCUACUUCAACAAGACUUUCCAGCGGGAGCUGUGCUGCCUUCUUCUUUCUUUAUGGCCAAAGCUGGGGGGGAAUCGAGUAGGUGUCCACAUCGCUACGGGCCACCAAGCCGCGUAUCCCAUCCACAUCCAGCUCCAGGAAAGAGGCUGCAUCCAAAAGACCUUUGGUUUGUCUCAGGACAGAACUCACAGGAAGAGCAAGAGCAAAGGCAAAGGCACGCACACCAGCAGCAACCGCGUCCACAGCAGGCCGGUGUACACCUGCUGGGGGUCUUCGCCCAAGAACGAUCCCAUCAUCUUGGACAAUAAACCUGCGAGAGACUCCCUGCCUGUCUCCAUAUGAACGUGGUUAACAGUGUUCAUGGAGGGAGAGGCAAUUCAUGAUUUUAAGGCAGUGUAGCUAAACUGUGGACAGCCAUCAACCAAAAAUUCUGGUCCUGAGUCGAUUCAUUGGAGACUCAGAAAUGAAUCAGGGUCUAUGUUGCUGAUUUUGUAAAUUAAUGAGUUUCUAUCUGGAUGCAUCUCUGGGAGAUUGAGCAGCAAACUCCAGCUCCCAGCAUGCAUCCUGUUAAAUCCUUUGAUCAUUUAUACUGUUCAUGAGUAACAAGCAGUAGCUGAAUAGGAAAGCCUUUCCUUUGUUAUCAUAACACUGCAAAACUCAAAGUUCAGUGUUACUGAAUAAUACACAUGCAAACACAGUUGUGCAUCAUUUUACACACUGCUGACAUGAAAACUAAGAGGGCUGAUUGUAAUUAUCUGUUACAUGAUCUGUGUUACAUGAUGUGUUUGUUAUAUGCAGACUUAGGGGGAUAUUUACUAAGCUUGUUGCAAAUUACCAUCAGGAGCACAUUUUGCAUCACUGCACUUUUGCAGGUUAGCAGGGUAAUUAGUUAGACAAGUGUAUGAGCCCAGGCACAGGUCAUCUCAAUUUGCAUGAAGUGCUGCUAAAUAAGACCUGAUGUCGGGUUGUUUUGACGUGUUUACGCAUGUCUGGAAAGGAGUGGAGCGUGAAACUAAAGUUUUCUGGUCCUGAACUUGGAAUAUUGGUUGAAGAAAAGACACUUUUGGGACUCCAAGUGUCCAUCAUCCUGCAAGAUGAAGACUGUAUUAAAUAGCCUGUUAUUAUCAGCUCAACAAAAAGAUGAGUGAUUGAAUGCUUUUUGGUAAAACUUUUAAAUGCCUUUGAUGAUCACUUCUAUAAACUGAUAAAAAAAAAGAAAAGUCAGUCUACUGUGCGGUUCACACUGGAGCUGCUAUGAGCCAUUAAAUGUCAGAAAAAAUAAGCAGGAGGAAAAUAUGGGAAGUAGAAAAGUAAAGUUGUGUGAAAAAGCACAGGCUGUAACAUUACUGCUCUCCUGUCUUGUUUUGUGGUGCUGAGCAGAGAGCUCCACUAAAAAUAACUAUAAUGCAUCUCUGAAUUUGCUCUCGCUGUUUCUCCCUGCUACAGUCUCUCUCUGUGUUUUUCGGCUAAAACUGUUGUGCAGAUUUUACACCUGCUUUUCUCAGAUGUUAAAUUUAAGAUGCAAUGUUCAUCUGCUGAAGUUGGUCAGUCUACGGUGACUAAUCAGCUGUUAUUUGUGCUUUUCCUUCUCCUAUAUUUUGCUUCUCUGGCUCUGAGUAUGUGCUGCGUGAAAUGAAACAAGCAAAAUUUUCAGCUGUGCCACUUUUCUUCCAUUUUACAGAUGCGAAACCUAAGUGAGGUCCUUUAUUAGGCUUAAAUAACACAACAGAAAAACACAUUGUAACACUCCCAUCAGCUGUACUUUGUGUUUAGUGCUUAGCAAAUAUUGACAUGCUAACGCACUAAACUCGCAAACGUUAUACCUGCUAAAUGACAACAUUUAGCGUUGUCAUUGUGAGCAUGUUAGCAUGAUCAACGUACCACUGUGCCAAAGUGCAGCCUCACAGAGGAAGCACGGCUUUAAUCUUGUUCCUGCUAUGAACAAGUCAAAAUGUCUGCCUAGAGAGAGGCCUAUUUUGUAAUAUUUUAGCCAGGUUUGUGUAUUAUUUGUGCAGUUUUUCACAUAUUUGCAUUAAAUGUUUGGGUUAUUAACAAGAAUUAAUAUUAUUAAAGUGUUAAUAAAUUAAUAAAGAGUACAGUAUGAUUACUGAUAUCAAUUAUUAAUUCAUUCAUUUCUAAAUUUCUACUUUUGAAGGAUGAAAUGUUUUUGGGUUUUUUUUGCUUUAACACACUCUAGUAGUUCUGACAUUGAAACAGUUUAGUCUGUUAAAAUGUGGCAGCAUCACAUGUAGCACAAACCUGUAAUCAUCAUGUAUACGAGGAUUUAUGUUGCUGCUUUGUUGCUCUUUGUUGCUAUAAUUUCAGCCUGCAGUUACCUUUUCACAGCCCAGCAGUAGAUCAACCUUGAGACUGUCAUUUGCCCACUCUGCCCUGACUACUUAACACAAAGAAACAGGAACUCAGUAAUACGCUUUCUAAACAAAUCCAGCUGAAAGCUGUUAUGCCAUUAACUUCACUGCAGUUACGCUUGUUCAGUGUGGGUAUUUACAUGUUUGUGAACUGUUUGCACUGCUUGAACUCUUCAAUUGUAUAGUGUUUGUAAUAUUUGUACACUUUACGGUUGUUUUGUUGCUCCAGUCCUACUUGUAAUAUUGCAAAUGUGGACAUAUACAGUAAUAUUCUGUCUGACGUCUUACCCAUAUUUGUAUGAUAUUUGAAUGUUUCUUCAUACUUGUAAUGUUUAUUUUUUUUCAUGAAAAUUUGCUGAUUUUAGGGGCCACCCUGGAGUCUAUUCUGUGAUGAUGUGGCCAAAGACAAUUGUCCUGUCAGUUAGUUCAUGAAUUGUCUAGCAUUUAUUUAUUUAUUUAACCACUAAUUCUACAAACUGAUGUAUCCUCAACUAAAUCAGAGAGCUGUGAUUUAGUUGUGCUGUGAAUUUAUCCUUUUAGUGAUUUUUUUCCUCUCCUCUGUGUUCUAAUGAAGCAACCCGAAAAAGUUUAUUUUUCUAACACUCACAGAUGUCUCUUGUGACAUUGAAAUGAUGUUAAAAUGUGUUUCUAUAAUGUACAGAAAUUGAAAAUGUAAAACAAAAGAUCUAUGAUAAUGACACUGAGGUAUCAUAUGCAUCAGUUUUAACUGAGAAUAACUGAGAAUAACUGUUAAAUGGAUAUCUUAUGAUUCAUUCUCAACAUUUAAUAUGCUUAAAUAUUCUCAUAUUUGUAUUCAGUACACAGUCUCAUUCUCUGAUGAUUCAACAGCUGAAUAAAUGGAAAGAAAUAAAAUUCCCACGCAGCACUGAAUCAGCUUUAUCUAAUUUCUUAAAGUGCUUUAACAGCUUCAUGCAUGUUAAUGAUUUGUCUGCUGCUCUCACUUUUUAUAGAGCUCAUUGUAUCAUGGCAUCAAUUAGAAAUUUCCAGUGUUUAUGAGUAUGGAAGGAAAAAGUGACUACAGCUGGGUCAGUGCAGGACUGUAUUAUCUGAGUAGUGAUAAACUCUACUCUUAAAAAAAAUGUAAGUCAGAUAUUAUUAA
Molecule: messenger RNA, 4674 nt
Organism: Thunnus maccoyii (southern bluefin tuna)
Lineage: Eukaryota; Metazoa; Chordata; Actinopteri; Scombriformes; Scombridae
Gene: opn8c
Product: opsin 8, group member c
Exons: 4
Coding region: 280-1527 (415 amino acids)
Biological process (GO): G protein-coupled receptor signaling pathway
Cellular component (GO): membrane
Molecular function (GO): G protein-coupled receptor activity
Source: RefSeq, a predicted model, not a curated record